UCCUGACCUCUGCCCAACCUCUUGCUCUCUGCACCCAAUACCCCGAAUACAUACAGGAGCAGAGGCAGGCUAGGACCAGAGGAAAGAGGAGAGGGGACUGAAGACAGACUUUGAGAGGGCUUAGAAACCCAGUGCACCCCCUCUCCCAGCCCUGUCCACCUGCUGCUGUGACCACAGUGAGAGAAAAGACAGCUAGUAAGAUAGGAAGUGAGGCCGGGUACCUUGUGGGCAGUGAUGUCAUUAGCUGCGACUCCUAAGAUGUCUCCAGAGAUGGGAGAGCUCACCCAAACCAGGUUGCAGAAGAUCUGGAUUCCACACAGCAGCGGCAGCAGCAGGCUGCAUCGGAGAAGGGGCUCAUCCAUACCCCAGUUUACCAAUUCCCCCACGAUGGUGAUCAUGGUGGGUUUACCAGCUCGAGGCAAGACUUAUAUCUCCACGAAGCUCACACGAUAUCUCAACUGGAUAGGAACACCAACUAAAGUCCCUCCCAGCAAGGACAUUUUUUGGCCACUGGGAUCUUCCCAACCUCUUCACUGGCGCUCCCUGCUUUCAGUGUUUAAUUUAGGCCAGUAUCGACGAGAGGCAGUGAGCUACAAGAACUAUGAAUUCUUUCUUCCAGACAACAUGGAGGCCCUGCAAAUCAGGAAGCAGUGCGCCCUAGCAGCCCUGAAGGAUGUUCACAACUAUCUCAGCCGUGAAGAAGGUCAUGUCGCGGUUUUUGAUGCCACCAACACUACCAGAGAACGACGGUCACUGAUCCUGCAGUUUGCAAAAGAACAUGGUUACAAGGUGUUUUUCAUUGAGUCCAUUUGUAAUGACCCUGGCGUAAUUGCAGAAAACAUCAGGCAAGUGAAACUUGGCAGCCCUGAUUAUGUAGACUGUGACCGUGAAAAGGUUCUGGAAGACUUUCUAAAGAGAAUUGAGUGCUAUGAGGUCAACUACCAACCCUUGGAUGAGGAACUGGACAGCCACCUGUCCUACAUCAAGAUCUUCGACGUGGGCACACGCUACAUGGUGAACCGAGUGCAGGGUCACAUCCAGAGCCGCACAGUCUACUACCUCAUGAAUAUCCACGUCACACCUCGCUCCAUCUACCUAUGCCGGCAUGGUGAGAGUGAUCUCAACCUCAGAGGCCGCAUCGGAGGUGACUCUGGCCUCUCAGUUCGUGGCAAGCAGUAUGCCUAUGCCCUGGCCAACUUCAUUCAGUCCCAGGGCAUCAGCUCCCUGAAGGUGUGGACCAGUCACAUGAAGAGGACCAUCCAGACAGCUGAGGCCCUGGGUGUCCCCUAUGAGCAGUGGAAGGCCCUGAAUGAGAUUGAUGCGGGUGUCUGUGAGGAGAUGACCUAUGAAGAAAUCCAGGAACAUUACCCUGAAGAAUUUGCACUGCGAGACCAAGAUAAAUAUCGCUACCGCUAUCCCAAGGGAGAGUCCUAUGAGGAUCUGGUUCAGCGUCUGGAGCCAGUGAUAAUGGAGCUAGAACGACAGGAGAAUGUACUGGUGAUCUGCCACCAGGCCGUCAUGCGGUGCCUCCUGGCCUAUUUCCUGGAUAAAAGUUCAGAUGAGCUUCCAUAUCUCAAGUGCCCUCUGCACACAGUGCUCAAACUCACUCCUGUGGCUUAUGGCUGCAAAGUGGAGUCCAUCUACCUGAAUGUGGAAGCCGUGAACACACACCGGGAGAAGCCUGAGAAUGUGGACAUCACCCGGGAACCUGAGGAAGCCCUGGAUACUGUCCCUGCCCACUACUGAGCCCUUUCCAAGAAAGUGUCCUCAUCGCCUUCCACCUUUAGGAAAUGCUAUCCUUGCUCUUCUCCUACUCUGCCUCGGCCUCACUGAGGUACUCCACUGCCAGUGAAGAAGUCCUCCGCAACUCCCAAACAAGCCUCACUUACUGGCCACAACUAAGGAGCUAUCUAGCUCUGGAUGAAACUUUCUUUCUUAAUUCCUAUUGUCUGACGAAUAAAGACUUACUGCCUACAAGAGGAGAGGAGGAGGUCAUGGAGAGGCUUAUCCAAUUUUUCUCAAGGUACUGAUCCUAAUCCUGACCCAGCUCUGCUGCUAUGAGGGCAUGGAACAGGUAAGGACUUCCUGGAGGGAAAAGUUCUACAGUAGCACCUCCAAAGAUGGGGGAGAAGAUAGAUGCCUGUGAGUUCCUGUGGGCCUUGUUCCAGCAAGGUGGCUGUGGGCAUGACACUUUCAUCCUUACACUCAGAGAAGAAUCUGGCACUUGAGCCAAGUGCUCCUUUCUUCUCCAACUCUUGCUGCCAUCCUGAGUGAUUUCACUGUUUAUGUGAAUGAUCCAACCAAUACUCUGGCCUCACAGUCCCCUGACCCUCUCAACUCAUCUUCUCUCCUUCAACUACCUACUCCAUGGAUUUUGGUAUCAUCUCCCUGGUCUGAUUUCUUAAAUGCAAGCAUCCAACUGUCUGACCACUGCCCACCCACUACCCCAGUCCUUACAACUCUAUAUCAUCCACUGAAUCCCUAACAGUAUGCCUCCAUACAGUAGGCAUAUAUGUAGUAUUUCCUUCUUUUUUUUUUUU
Molecule: messenger RNA, 2540 nt
Organism: Rhinopithecus roxellana (golden snub-nosed monkey)
Lineage: Eukaryota; Metazoa; Chordata; Mammalia; Primates; Cercopithecidae
Gene: PFKFB1
Product: 6-phosphofructo-2-kinase/fructose-2,6-biphosphatase 1
Exons: 14
Coding region: 235-1746 (503 amino acids)
Biological process (GO): fructose metabolic process; fructose 2,6-bisphosphate metabolic process
Cellular component (GO): cytosol; 6-phosphofructo-2-kinase/fructose-2,6-biphosphatase complex
Molecular function (GO): 6-phosphofructo-2-kinase activity; fructose-2,6-bisphosphate 2-phosphatase activity; ATP binding
Source: RefSeq, a predicted model, not a curated record